UACAGACCAACUUGGUUGUCAUAUUCAUGCAGAGAGCAAGAUUGCCCAGAUCAUGAUCUUCCUUCCAAAGCCAACAAAUUUGAGAGUUUUUUUACCCAAUUGUACAGUGUUACGCUCGCUUGUAGUGGUGAGCUCAUAUGCAAAGAUUUCUUCCUUUAUUCAGAGAAAAAUCAAUUUGGAAUAUUUGCAUCUUCAACUGCACAAAUCCAUGAUGCACCUGCUGUUGGAGGUGCAAUUCAAGGAAUCCCAUCAAUUGAAAAAAUAACCUUUCACCUUGUAAGAUUGGAAGAUGGAGUUAUACUCGAUGAGAGGGUUUUCUGUAAUGAUUAUAUUAAUUUGGCGCACAGCAUGGGUGUUUUUCUGUAUGAUGAUUUAGUGGCUAUAGUGUCCCUACGUUAUCAGAGAAUCCACAUUCUACAGAUAAGGGACUCUGGCAACCUUGUCGAUGUGCGGUCAAUUGGAGAAUAUUGCCGUGAAGAUGAUGAGCUUUUCCUCAAUUCCAGUACUCAGUGUAUGUCAAUCCCAGGCAGAAACAGAAACCACAAUGUUGGGAAUGGUCCAGAUCAUACCAACCAAAUGCCAGAAGGUUCUUUUUUGAGUGGUUUAAAGCAGCGGUUACUUUCCUUCAUAUUUCGAGGGAUAUGGAAUGAAGAAGAUGAUCCAACAAUGAGAAUGCAGUGCCUGAAAAAGAAGUUUUAUUUCCAUUUCCAAGAUUAUGCUGAUUUGGUUAUAUGGAAGGUGCAAUUCUUAGACCGUCAUCACCUAUUGAUCAAGUUUGGUAGUGUUGAUGGUGGGGUGGCGCGAAAUACAGAUAAUCAUCCUGCAUUUUUUGCUGUAUAUAAUAUGGAGACAACCGAAAUUAUAUCAUUUUAUCAGAACUCAGCGGAUGAGCUUUAUACGUUGUUUGAGCUGUUCUGCGACCACUUUCAUUCCUCAUCCAAGAAUUCAUUUUACAUGAACUUUUUAUCUACUCAUUCAAACAACAUCCAUGCCCUGGAGCAGUUAAGAUGCAAUAAAAACAAAGCAAGCAGCUUGCCACAGUUUGUGAAGAAAAUGUUAUCCACUCUGCCUUUCAAUUGUCAGUCCCAGAGUCCUUCACCCUAUUUUGACCAUUCCCUCUUUCGAUAUGAUGACAAGUUGAUUUCAGCAACUGACCGACACAGACAGAGCACUGACCAUCCCAUCAAAUUCAUUUCAAGGAGGCAACCUAAUAUUCUUAAAUUCAAAAUCAAACCAGGACCUGAAUCUGGCAAUGCUGAUACGCGGACGAAGAAGAUCUCGUCGUUUCUAUUCCAUCCAAUUUUGCCUCUGGCAAUCUCUGUCCAACAGACCCUAUUUUUGCAGCCAGCAGUUAUGAAAAUCUUGAAGCGCAUUUGAGUUUGAAGCCUGAUCUAUUCGUAGUCAUCGAGUAAAGUACAAUUAUAUUGGCACGUUAUGGCUUGUGGAAAGUCAGUUUAUAUUAUUGUGUUUAUUACUGCCAAUUUCUGAAUAUGUCUUGAUGACAAUGUAUUCGGCUGGAUUUAGAGAAACAUAUACUGCUGCUUUGAGGAAUUACUUCGGUAGAUGGUUUUAUAUCUUCCAUUGCUCAGCUCACUCAUAUAUCAAGUUUGAGUUCCCCUAUUGUAUUUGAUUAUGAUUCUGAGUACAUCAGCUGGGCAUUUUUAUGAUUACAGCUUAGUUGGUUCUGCUUUUGUGUGGUUUGCUUUACUCUUCCUUCCCAGAAAUACAAAAAAGAGUAUCUCUCCCUGGCAAAUGCAUGGAUAGGCAUAAACUUUCCAGCAAGAAGCAUUGCAACAUCAGAAAUUUUUUGAGUGUUUCUGGAUGUGGCAUGUUUUUUCUGGAAUGGUGGGAUAAGUUAUGCUAUCUUGUGAUUGCUCUUCCCUUUGUUUCAACAUGUAACGUACCAAGCCAGUACGAAAUUUUGAGGUAAAAGUGAGACAUGAUACAUCUUUAUUCGUAAAUAUAGCAUGUUUUAUGUAGAUAUAUGGUAUGGCAAAAGAAUAAAGUUUGGUAUUAUACACAACAGACACUUGUAUAAAAAUGAACAAAUGAUGCUUGUUAACCCCAUUAUCCCACCCAUUGUAUAGUAUAGAUAAAUAUAAAAAGAUCAAUACAUUGGAUUAAAACAAAAUCAAGAAAAGAUGCCCAAAAAGUUAUUAAUUGAAAAGUAACUAAGACUAUACUAAUUGUUGUGGCAGCAGCGCCUUGAAAUGAAACCAUAUAUCAUCAGAAGAGUUGCCUGUUUUUUCUUCUUUAUACCUUUGAAGAUUUUGAUAGGAGUGCAGAGAUGAAGGGAAUGAGGCAUGUCG
This is a messenger RNA of Sesamum indicum (sesame), 2309 nucleotides long. It is a transcript of the gene DET1, whose product is annotated as light-mediated development protein 1 / deetiolated1 (DET1). The record is from RefSeq and is a predicted model, not a curated record. Gene Ontology annotation, cellular component: nucleus; cullin-RING ubiquitin ligase complex. Gene Ontology annotation, biological process: carbohydrate metabolic process; protein ubiquitination; positive regulation of proteasomal ubiquitin-dependent protein catabolic process. Gene Ontology annotation, molecular function: ubiquitin protein ligase binding; ubiquitin-like ligase-substrate adaptor activity. Lineage: Eukaryota; Viridiplantae; Streptophyta; Magnoliopsida; Lamiales; Pedaliaceae.